AUGGGCAACAGCCCCUCCACAUCCAAAUCCGCGAACCAGUCGUCAGGGUCCAAUUCGCAAACGCAACAUGAUCGGCCGGUGAGGCGCGACAACAGACAUCCCAUCCCGGUGCAAACCAGCCGGGUUGCUGCCCCGCCAGAACCCUCGCUCACUCAGGCCCAGGGCACAUCGGUCCAACCACCGUCGACCAGCAACACUACCGGCAGCCGGACCAAGCCGCUUCAAUUCCGACAGGCCCCCUCGUCCGCCUACUCGACCGCAUCCUCUUCCGUAAACGCCGCCAGCUCCUCGAGCUCGGCAAAACCAGUUGAGGUGAAGCAGCCCGCAGCCGGUUCAAGCCACCAGCCUUCCAAGCCCGUAGCCGUACCCAACUACCAGAAUUCACCCUCGUCGCCUCCGCGGUCGCUCCGGUCCGACGACACUUCCGAAGCGGCCAUCAUGCCACACAGCAGCCUGCAGGACAUGUCAUACCUGACACGUCCGCCGCGCCUGCCCCUCCCGAUAGAAGAAGAAGUGCACACGCCUGGGUCGCCCAUCAUCGCGCCGGCCGACGCCGGGCAGCCGCUAGAAGACAUCGAAGGGCUAGAUAGUGCGAAGCUCUCUCAUCCUGGUUCAGACUUGAGCAACACCUCGGCGCCGGGUGAAGAGGAUACAGAGGAACUAUUGGUUGACAAGACCAGGCCGACGGUGCCAACGAGGCUGGAAUGGCGUCACGGAGGGGACAAGGUCUACGUAACGGGCACCAUCUUCCAAUGGAACCGCAAAACGCGGCUGCAUCCAGUUCCGGACCAGCCCGGUGUCUUUGCAACAACCAUCAAUAUCCUUCCGGGAACCCACCAUAUCCGGUUUCUGGUAGACAACCAGAUGCAAACCUCCCCAGACUAUCCGACCACGGUUGACUUCGGCAACAAUCUGGUCAACUACAUUGAAGUCAGCCCCGAUGACGUUCCGGCUGCAGAAACCGAAGCAGCGGGGCCGACAACGGGCAGGGAUGGCCAGCAGCAGGCCCAGGGGAAAGGAGCCUCGACCGAAGAGGAGGAGGAUGAAAGGGCGCCCAGGUAUCGCGAAGUGCCCCCGGCGGAAGCUUUCGUGAACAAGAUUCCCAAGUAUCUGCUCGAUUUGGAUCAGCCUGAAGACAGCCCCCUAUAUCACAGCGCAUUCACGGCCACCGAGGGACUGCCCAACCCGCCCGCCCUCCCUGGGUUUCUCAACAAGCCCAUCUUAAAUGCGUCGACCCUGAUGAAGGACGACAACAGCGUCCUGAACAUGCCGAACCACACUGUCCUCAACCACCUCGCUACCAGCAGUAUUAAGAAUAAUGUAUUAGCAGUCUCGGCGACGACGAGGUAUAAAAGCAAGUAUGUGACGACUAUCAUGUACAAGCCGACAACUGCAGAGGGUAUCUGA
Molecule: messenger RNA, 1407 nt
Organism: Canariomyces notabilis
Lineage: Eukaryota; Fungi; Ascomycota; Sordariomycetes; Sordariales; Chaetomiaceae
Product: carbohydrate-binding module family 48 protein
Exons: 3
Coding region: 1-1407 (468 amino acids)
Biological process (GO): signal transduction
Cellular component (GO): nucleotide-activated protein kinase complex; nucleus; cytoplasm
Molecular function (GO): protein kinase binding
Source: RefSeq, a predicted model, not a curated record